GGGGUUUAGAGGGGAGAUGGGCUUGAGCAACAGGACAAAAAGGUGUGUCUUUGUUGGGUUAAAACGGGCUCGCUCUUUUGAUUGAACCCGCAUAUUUUAUCCAAGCUCCCAGACCCGAACUCCAGUCAAAGCCGCCGCCCCUCCUUUCGACAGGUACCUAAGCUUAGGGUAGCUUUUAGCGGAGCGGAGCUGCACCCUUCAUCAGGAUCGAGGUGGUCCGCCUCCAUAUCUUGCAUGUGCCCUGGCGCCGACCGCUACCUCAUCCAACGAUUUGCUGUCUUCGCCCACACACAACCGCACCAAGAGGACACCCACUUCCUCCACCAAGGCGGCCCGUUUCGCGGGAGAGAGAGAGGGAAAAAAGAAAGGAAAAAAAACGCGAGAACCAGAAUUCAAGGAGGGCAAUUCAAUUCGAAUCCUCAAUCCUUUAUUUGGGUGUCUUGUUUGCAUGUGGAAGCUGCAAGCGAGCGUCAUUUGGUUCCGCUCCUCGACGCUUUACCGAUCUGCAGCAUCACGGCAGACGCCAAACAACGUGGUCUUUGUCGUGGCCACCGGUUUUUCCAUCCAGCAUAGACUAGGUGCAUAUCUAGAUCGAGAACCUCGCUAGGGCGCCGGAUAGCCAACGUACGGACCCCCCGCUGCCGAAUUGCGGAAGUCAAUAUCUAUCAUCACGUCUCCUGAAAAAGGAGGGAUGUCCUCGUAGCAACCUACUUAGCAAAGAUUCCCUCUUUUUGCUCUUUUACGCCAGCUCCCCCUAUCACCCCGCAACACUUGCGCGUCAUCUGCGCUUGGCACUCCGUGUGCCUUUUUGUGCCUUUUUUUUACCAAAAUCGCAAUCAUGCCCACCGACAGUAAAACGGCCGCCGCCGAGUGCAUCUCGGACGACGCACUGAUCCACCUCAAGUCGUACAAGUAUUCGAGCGUCGACAAGUCGCCCAUUUCCAAAUACAUCCUACAGCCCUACUGGAAUGCCGCAGUCAAGCUGCUGCCCAUGUGGCUCGCGCCCAACAUGGUCACUUUAAUUGGCUUCAUGUUCAUUCUCGGCAACGUAGGCUUGCUACUCGUAUAUAUGCCAGAUCUGGAGGGACCAGGUCCGUCAUGGCUUUACUACAGUUUUGCCUUCGGUCUAUUCAUGUACCAGACGUUGGACAAUCUGGACGGCAAGCAGGCCCGACGUACAGGAAUGUCUAGCGGACUCGGUGAGCUAUUCGACCACGGCAUAGACUCGCUUAACUGCACCUUGGCCAGUCUGCUUGAGACCGCAGCCAUGGGCCUUGGUGUGUCCAAAUCCGGCGUCUUCACCGCUCUCUGCCCCUGCUUGCCGAUGUUUUUCUCAACGUGGGAGACGUACCACUCGCACACGCUCUACCUGGGCCGCAUCAACGGACCGACCGAAGGCAUCCUGAUAGCCUGCACCAUUAUGAUCCUCUCCGGCUACUACGGGCCCGGCAUCUGGACUGAACGGUUGAUUGAUCUUUUCGGGGAGAAGUACUUGAUGGGCUACGCCGACAUCGUUGGCGACUACUCGAUCCGCGACGUCUGGAUUGGAAUCAUCGUCAGCUCGCUUGUCCUCACCCACAUUCCGCCCUGCAUCUACCACGUUGCCAUCGCACGCCGCAGCAGGGGCCAGGCCAUUGCGCCAGUGUUCCUCGAGUGGACGCCUCUGCUCUUCUACUCGCUUUCCAUCGGAGCAUGGGUUUACUCCCCCUUUUCGACUCUGCGCAGCCACAACCACAUCGUCCUGUUCUGUUGCACCAUGUCAUUUGUGUUUGGGCGCAUGACGACCAAGAUGAUCCUCGCACAUCUGACCCGCCAGCCGUUCCCAUACUGGACCGUUAUGCUGUGGCCGCUUUUGGGUGGUGCUGUCCUCGUAAACCUUCCAAGGUUUGGCUUUCAGGCCGUCUCGCACGAGGUCGAGCUCGGAUACUUGUGGGGAUACUUCGUGUUUGCAGCAGCGGUCUACUCGCGCUGGGCAUAUGUUGUCAUCACAAGCAUUUGUGAUUUCUUGGAGAUAAACGCCCUGACGAUUCCGAAAGAGAAGCAGGCAGAGAACAAGCGCAAGAUGCAGCUGGAGCGGGCCAAGCCUCUGCUCAACGGCAAUGGUGCUUCCAAUGGUGCUUUGAACGGCAAGAAGGUGCAAUGAUGCGCAGAUGUGCCGUCUAGCACCUGGUGAUAUUAUUAUCCCCUUACUAAAGUGCCUGUUUUAAUAUGAUCGGGUUGGGCGUUCUCAUUUUCAGUCUUUUGCGGAUAUUCAAUUUUCGCCUGUUGCCCUCUCGAAGGAUCGCAUGUGAUCUGAAAUGGGGCUUGGCAACUGCGUUCAUACGGAGUUUGUCCAAUGUCCGUCUCCUUGGACAGUUUCACUCUAGACUGUUUGAGGGCUCGCGGAAGAUUCAAUGGUAUUUGCUCGCAAUGCUGGCAUGCACGGGUCGGCGUUUAGGGGGUUGUGGGGUUUAUUCAUCGUGCUUUGCAUCACUUGCUUCGAAUUCCCACUUUGCAUUCGCUUCGGGUUUUGUAUAUGACGGGUCAAGAUAGUAGUAGUCUUCUUAAUAAUUAUUUAACAACAGUCAGCACUGCUUUCUGUGGGAGGAACCCGAAAAUGUGGGUUCUAUUAACUCCUGGUGUGA
This is a messenger RNA of Pyricularia oryzae 70-15, 2624 nucleotides long. RefSeq names its product cholinephosphotransferase 1. Gene Ontology annotation, cellular component: membrane. The transcript is spliced from 4 exons. The record is from RefSeq and is a predicted model, not a curated record. Gene Ontology annotation, biological process: phospholipid biosynthetic process. The coding region runs from base 839 to 2143 and encodes 434 amino acids. Gene Ontology annotation, molecular function: phosphotransferase activity, for other substituted phosphate groups. NCBI's taxonomy places the organism in Eukaryota, Fungi, Ascomycota, Sordariomycetes, Magnaporthales, Pyriculariaceae.